Messenger RNA from Peromyscus leucopus (white-footed mouse), 1923 nucleotides. RefSeq names its product nucleosome assembly protein 1 like 5 (gene Nap1l5). Gene Ontology annotation, cellular component: chromatin; nucleus. Gene Ontology annotation, biological process: nucleosome assembly. The record is from RefSeq and is a predicted model, not a curated record. The transcript has a single exon. NCBI's taxonomy places the organism in Eukaryota, Metazoa, Chordata, Mammalia, Rodentia, Cricetidae. Gene Ontology annotation, molecular function: chromatin binding; histone binding. Bases 189 to 659 code for a protein of 156 amino acids.
UCACUUGCCGCGAGCCACGAAGCGGCGGCGCGGACGUCACCGCAGCCGUCAGCGCUUGCCGCAUCUUUAGGCUCACUCUGGACCAGCCGCAGACACAGCUGCAGGACCUCUCUGGACCAGCUCAGUCGCAGACUGCGCCAUCACCGGACCACUGCGGCAAACCAGCCCAGCCGAGCCGAGCACUAGCCAUGGCCGACCCCGAGAAGCAGGGACCCGCUGAGAGCCGCGCCGAAGACGAGGUAAUGGAGGGUGCCCAGGGUGGCGAGGAUGCGGCAACCGGCGCCGACGGUGCCGCUGCGCCCGCGGCCGAGGAGCCCCAGGCCCCCGCGGAGAACGCGCCCAAGCCCAAGAACGAAUUUAUCGAGAGCCUGCCCAAUUCUGUCAAGUGCCGGGUCCUGGCGCUCAAAAAGCUGCAGAAGCGCUGCGAUAAGAUCGAGGCCAAAUUUGACAAGGAGUUCCAGGCUCUGGAGAAGAAGUACAACGACAUCUACAAGCCUCUUCUCGCCAAGAUCCAGGAGCUCACCGGGGAGAUGGAGGGCUGCGCGUGGACCCUGGAGGAGGAAGAUGAUGAUGACGACGACGAGGAAGACGACACCGAGGACGAGGAAGAGGAGGCAGCGGCUGGCGCAACCGGGGGUCCCGACGACCUCAAGAAGUGAACACAGCAGCUGACAGGUGAUAAAUCCCCUGCCCCUUUCAUUUCCGAUGUCGGCAGACUUUAAAAGGCUCAGGUUUUGCCCAAAAAUUAAAAUGUGAAUCUAUUCUGACAUUCCUAAAUUUAAAUUGAAUCAAGUAGAUUUUGGCUAGCCCGUUUCUAAUCUGACUUUUACUUGUGUAAAAACAGAUGCCAAAAGACGUUUUUAAGAAAAAAAGCCUAAUUAAGCUUAAUUUUUUUUUCUCCCUGCUCUUCUGUGAGAACUGGACUUGAGACUGAUGACAGGUUGUCAGAUAAAUGUGAAGUGCGUCACACGUUGAAAUCCAUUCAUCACACUACACCUGAACACCUAAGCUAAGACUGAACUCUUCUCAAUGCUUAAUUCUUCAGUUUCUUUACAUUUCUCAGCGCAGAGGAAAAGGAUCCCAAGAAAGACGUCAUCUUUUAAGACUUUUGCGUUUGCAAACCCAGACAUCAGCUUUACACUCCGGAGGAGACGUGGCAUGGAGGAAGCCUGGACUGAUGGCAUGACACUACUGUUUAUGAGGCUAGGGAAACUGCCAUUUAAAAUUAUGGAAAAUGUUUUGAAUAUUUGAGUUUACAGAAAGAACACGGUUCCAAGACAGAGGGUGUAUUACAUGUACAAUAUUGUCAACACGUGUUCAUUUAUUGUGGUCUCAUGUUGCCUGUUUUCUUGGUAGUGUUGUUUACAAAAUUGUGAAAAUUACCCCCAAGUGUUUUAAGUAUUAAAUCACCCUAUAGCAUUUUAGAAAUAUAAUUUACUUGAAGAGAUGUAGAAUGUAGCAAUCCUGUAAAGCAUGUGUAUCCAGUGUUGCGUAGUUUGACCUUUGUGAAGUCUUUUUUGUCUUGUAGCUUUUAGCAAGCAGCUGUGAAAACCAUCAGAACUCCUCAAUGAAGCUAAUGUUUGGGAAAAAUGUAUACUUGAAGAAUAAAACCAAGUGUGUAUCCCCACCCCCAGCUCAGAAAUAGAAAGGGUUUAAGUUUGCUUGUAUUAGCUGUGCCUUCAUUAUUUUGCUAUGUAAAUGUGACAUUAAAUGGUGCACAAUCAAAUUUUAUUGCUUAAGGAAGAAUGGCAUACAGGAAGGACUUCUGGGAAAGACAUUUAAUGUAAAGGCCUUUAGCUUCUUUGUGAGUUUUGAAUUAUCUGUGAACCAAUGUUCUGUAAAGAGUACAAACAUAACAUUGUUUACCACUGUGGUGUUAUCAAAACAGUAUUUUCAAAAAAUAAAAAGACUUGUUAUUCUGAC